Messenger RNA from Bemisia tabaci, 1790 nucleotides. Lineage: Eukaryota; Metazoa; Arthropoda; Insecta; Hemiptera; Aleyrodidae. The record is from RefSeq and is a predicted model, not a curated record.
UCUUGAGCGCCCGCGAAGCAUUGAAACACUUUUGUCGCGAGAGUUUUAUUCUAGCCAAGUGUGACCUUUCGAUUAGAUAAUUUGAACGACUGAUCUGCACAAAAACGUUUAUAAAGCGAUUUGCCUCGUCAGUUUAAUGCAGCCGCAGUUCCGUCUUAGUAGUGAAUUACAGCGCAUACUCGUCACUCGAGAGAACUUCUUCAAGUGGACCCCACAGAAGUAAAAAAAAAAAUGGAUAUACAAGAGCAUUUGACCUCCAAAGUGUUUCCCGCCUCGGUGGAGUCCGGAGCAUUUGGAGCUGACGUCAAGAGGUUCGUUUGCUUCAAAGCAAAUGAAAAACAAGGCACCGAUCAGUUUUGCUCAAAAGUUAUUUUUGGUGACGUCACAUUGGAGCAACUAACUGGCGACCGCAUCAUUGUAUCGGUUGUCAUAAAAAUAAAUAAGCCAGAAGUCAAAGGCAUGCUGGACUCAUAUGCUUUGUUCCAUAAUGAGAAUUUAUUCUACAAGGAAGUUCUCCCUUUCCUGAAGAACUACGACACAGAUGACUUCAUAUCAACAAGUUUUCCUGAGUUCGUGUACGGCACGGCGAGCCCGGGUGAAAACCCAGAGGAUAAUAUUAUUAUUAUGAAGGAUUUAACACCAAAAGGUUUCAAGCUGUCUGCCGAUCGACUUUACUUGAAUCAAAAACACGUCGAACUUGUAUUGGACGCCAUCGGGAAGUACCAUGGACUAACAUUGAAAGCUCAGUCGGAUAAUCCGGAAAAAUUCAAGGAGUUAACAUCCCAAAUCAAACCAACAUUCGUGUCGGGGAUUGCCGACGUCAUGUUUCCUAAAGAGGUAAACCUGGCAGCCCUUCUCCGCGGCAUCGAACCUCUGAAAAAUGAUGGAGCGUACCAGGACAAGCUGGCGGAUCUGCUGGCGCACUGCGACAACGCCAGUUUCAAGUGGCUCGGCAAAGCCACCCAAGACCGUUCGGGACCGGUGAACGUCAUAGCUCACGGAGACUUCCACCGAAGCAACGUGCUCUUCAAAUACGAUUCCAAUGGAGAGCCUGUGCAAGCUGCUCUCUUCGAUUUCGCUACCAUCCGGCUCUGCUCGCCCGCCAUCGACACCAGUGUGUUCCUCUUCAUCAACGUCCCGGCAGACAUCAGGAAGGCGCAAUGGACCAACUUCCUCCGUAGAUACUACGAUGCUCUGUGUUCACCAAUCACCGGCGAUGCUAAGCCACCAUCACUGACGACGUUGGAGCAAGACUUGCGAGAGAGAGGCGUCUACGGGUUCCGUGUCGUUGCGGUGAUGGCGCCCAUGUUCAUCAGCCAUAUGCAAGGCGUGGAAGUGAUGCCGCCUCCGGGCUGGGAGGAAUUGGACGAUGAGCAGAAGCUCAAGAUCAUGAUGGAGCACAUGCCCAACUUACUGGAAACGGGAGGCACCAAAGCUACUGAGCUUCUCGUUGGCGUCGUCAAACACAUGAUCGACAAUAACUUCAUUUUCCAAGAUAGAUUCGAAUAAGGGUAGUGAAGAUCCCUCGAUACACGUCAUCCUUACAGAUAUUUACAAGUUAUUUGUGAAAGAAUAAAGGGAGAAAGAAGGGUAUCGCACCGGAUUUUAAUCAUAACAGACUAAUAGUAGCGACUGUGUCUCGUCAGACUGUAUGUACUAUGUACAAACUUAGCAAUUGUGUUGAAGAUUGAAACAAGUAAUGUUUUGAUGUGUUUAUUCAACGUGUUUUGUAUAUUUAACGUGUCUAACAAUCUAAAAUCAAUAAACAUACUUCAUUUUUUGCAAAAACA